This is a messenger RNA of Saprolegnia parasitica CBS 223.65, 708 nucleotides long. RefSeq lists its product as hypothetical. Lineage: Eukaryota; Oomycota; Saprolegniomycetes; Saprolegniales; Saprolegniaceae. The transcript has 2 exons. Bases 1 to 708 code for a protein of 235 amino acids. The record is from RefSeq and is a predicted model, not a curated record.
AUGGCGAGCUUCCGCCGCGUCGUGCUCGGCCAGCCCGAGAUCGCGGCCAUUGUGUUUGAGUUUCAGUUUGGCGUCUACGAAGACGUGCGCCCGGCCUUUCUCGCCUGCCAUGAGCUUCUCGAGUACGAAUCGAUUUUGAAUGUCUACGAGUGCGACGCCUCGUUCGCUGCAUCGUUUGCGCCAACGUGGCUCCACGGUCCAACACUCUUCCAUGCUUCAACGUAUGCUCUGCAACAAGCUGCGCGCGAUGCGCGCCUCCCGCUGCAUUUGGCUGUCGCCGAAGGUUUUGCGCAGCUCGCCAAACGCAUCGUACGCUGCCGCCCGGACCUCGCGUCGGACGAUGCGAUGUUCUUGGCCUUGAGCAAGGGCCAUUUCGAGAUGGCCGAGUUCUUGCUGGAGCAGCAACCGAUCGCUUCGCAUCGCGGGCACCCGAGCACACAUUCUGCAGGUCCCACCCAACAGCGUCCUCGCAACUUUCCGAAAGGCCUGCUGCUCCAACUCUUGCGUAGAGAAGAUGUGAGAGGUCUCGUGCUGCUCCAGCGCUUGGGCUUGCAUCCGAGCGACUUCAGUCCCAGCGACAUUCGAAUGGCAAUGCAGUCAUCAACGCUUGCGAACGCGACGCUCGCCCUUGACCUCUUUCCGUGGUUCCACUACCCACGUCUCUUGGACGAUAUGGCGGGUCGGAGCUUCUUGCCGCUCGUACACUAG